Notothenia coriiceps (black rockcod) is the source of this 3361-nucleotide messenger RNA. It is a transcript of the gene sp6, whose product is annotated as Sp6 transcription factor. Gene Ontology annotation, molecular function: RNA polymerase II cis-regulatory region sequence-specific DNA binding; DNA-binding transcription factor activity, RNA polymerase II-specific. The transcript is spliced from 2 exons. The coding region runs from base 300 to 1220 and encodes 306 amino acids. Gene Ontology annotation, biological process: regulation of transcription by RNA polymerase II. The record is from RefSeq and is a predicted model, not a curated record. Lineage: Eukaryota; Metazoa; Chordata; Actinopteri; Perciformes; Nototheniidae.
CUGUGCGCCAAAACGAUCAUACUGCCUCACUUUGACCGUCAGCGAUGGAGAUAAUCAGAUGAAAUAUGAUGAGGAUAUUAUCCUGUGCACGUUUGUCGACGACGGGAAGAAGAAGCAGAGCUGAGACUACGAGCUGCAUUUAUUCAGAAUAACUCAGUAGCUCCAGCACUAACAGCAGGUUUUUGGACACACCGCCAUCUCAACAUGUGCUAAUCUUCUAAGCAUUACCCAAAAUAUAGUGAACAAGAUUUUGAGCCGCCAACCCCAUCAACAGUCUAGCACCUUGCCCAGCUUCCCUCAUGGCCCACCCUUACGAGCCUUGGUUGCGGACAGCACCCCCAAGUGGCAGCUCAGAAGACAUGAACAUCCCCUCCUGGUGGGAACUCCACAGGGACGUCCAAACAGGGAGCUGGAUUGACCUACAGACGGGGCAGAAUGUCGGCUUGCCUUCAGUAAAUCCUGGGAGCUCCAUGGGGUUGCAGCACUCUUUAGGGCCCUACGGAUCCGACCCACACCUGUGCAACCUGCCUCCAUCUCAACUUGCUCCAGCCUCGCACUCAUCCCACCUCUUCUCUCAGGAUGGCUUCAAGAUGGAGCCAAUGGCCCCUGAAAUGCUGCAACAAGAAGCGUACACCCUGGAGGAACCGCAGGAGAACGCUGUCUCCGCCCGGCCCAAGCCUCAGCGCCGCUCCUCCUCCAGAGGCGGGGGCCAGACUGCGUGUCGCUGCCCUAACUGCGUGCAUGCUGAACAGCUGGGCCAGAGCACGGAUGACAGCAGGAGGAAGCACAUGCACAACUGCCACAUCCCCGGCUGCGGCAAAGCCUACGCCAAGACCUCGCAUCUGAAGGCUCACCUGCGAUGGCACAGUGGGGACCGGCCCUUCGUCUGCAACUGGCUCUUCUGCGGCAAGAGAUUCACACGCUCUGAUGAACUGCAGCGCCACCUUCAGACGCACACCGGUGCUAAGAAGUUCAGCUGCGCAUUAUGCCCCAGAGUGUUCAUGCGCAAUGACCACCUAGCCAAACACAUGCGCACACACGAGUCCCCGCCAGGACACGGGGAGGAGAGGGUGAAUGGAGACGGGAGGAUGGAUAAAGGCUUCGAUACACCCACCCCUCCUCAGUCUUCCUCAAACGUGUCCGACAACACAGAGCCACCACUGAAGCUGAAAUGUGAGACGGACCCCUCAGUCUCCAGUGUGACAGGGCAGUCUGGGUAAUUUCCUCACUUUCUGAGGCAUUUUUUGCAGUUAAGGGCUAACAUUUUUUUCCCUCUUUAUCAUAGAGGUGUCUUGGUUUUACAAUAGAAUAGAAAGUAGAAAAAAGGUUUGGACAAACUUUCACUGAUGGAAGUCUGAUGGGACAGAACGUGUUUCUUGUGUAUCUAUCAACUAGGCAAACUCUGAUAGUAUAAAUGUUUUAGCACACAGAAAAACUGUAAUUUAUUCAUAGUAUAAUUGACUGAUUCUGUGGAUUCAAGUGAAAGGUGGCUAAGGAGGCGAUCAAGCUGAAGCUGCAGCUUGUUGCUGGACUUCUGUUGCUGCUAGAGCUUCUGCUACCGGUAGACCAAAGAUUAACUGAAGGUAGCAACUUGUUUACAAAGAAAUGAAUCAAAUGUAUUGCUGGAGGUGUUGGAGAAAUGUUGUCUCCAAUACAGUUUAAUACACUAAUGUCAAAGGCUUUUGAACGGAGAAAAGAGACCGUUUUUUGUAUAAGUCUCAGAUGGUGUGUAUCCUUCUGCGCAAGUUGUGAUAAGCCACUGGAACAUAAUACAGCAUGUCGUUUUUAAACGGUCAGUUGCCAUUUGGAUGGUGAAAGUUUGUGCGACAGAACUGUGUGUGUGGAUGUUGUAAGUGAUUAAAUUGUACUUUUACUAAAAUACAACAGACAAUAAUGCUAUGGCAGCAUGCUAUAAUGUUGGUGAAUAUAUAAUAUAAUAUAAAAAUGGGAAUUGAAUGCACUACAAAGGCGUAUUUACCAAAAAUGUGUGUUUCUGUUGCCACUUCUGGCAUAACACGUAAUGAUGAGAAUGUGAACACUGGUCCAGGUUACCAGAUGAGAACAACAAGAUGUGACAAUGAUAUAAAAAAAGAAACAAUUGUAAAGGAGUCAGAGUCACUGGAAGAGCUUAGCGUCAUGAUCACAAAAAAUGGACGUGGAGAGAAAAUGCUGCCUGAUUAAAGAAAUCCUUUGGUACAUGCUGAUGACAGCGAUCAUAUUUGGCAUCAACUGGACUCCACAGGGCGGUAUGUCAACAGUGCUGUUGCUGAGUUACACUAAGCAGGGUAGUUUACCACAGUGCCCUCUGCAAGCACAAGAUUUAAAGCUCCACCAAACAAUGUUUUUAUAUAACCAAUAGAUUCAAUUACUUGCCCAUAGAAAAACAUUGUUCCCAUUCAACUAAAUUACAUUGUCAUUUUUCUUUUGUGUAUAUGUCCUUGAUCACAUUUGUUUUAAACGGGCAAAUCCAAAGAAACACAGGUCUUUCACCGAGGUAUUGUUCGGUUUUCCAUCUCCAAACUAUAUUGUGUUUUCACAGCUCUCAUCCACGUCAACGUCUUUAAACGGUAAAAAUAUGUCAAUUUUGCAUCUACAGUUUUUUUUGCCGCUCCCAAGUGGCCAAUAAAAGAUACUGCUUCACAGGUCACAGGAUUUCCUACUGAUCCAGGUGUACCUCAUUAUGUGGGUUGAUGCAUUUCUUCAAAAUACCAUCAGCUCGAUACCUAUUUGCAUGUUGGAUCAAGCUAUAGUCGCAAUUAUCGACAAACAGUCUGUAAAGGGCUUAUCUCUCAACACAUUAGAUUAAGAUCUCUUUGUGUGUCUGUAGUUUUUCAACUCAUUUAACAAACCAUUUUUGUAACACGACACCCAUUGGAUUCUGGAUAAGCAUGCAGAAAAAGGUUGCUAGCAAUCUAGCUAAUGAAACAAAAUGCAAGAAAACAACAGGCAGAAUAAUUUGUUAAGGUUAACUUUCAUAAUCUAUAUGAAUUGAUCACUAGUUCUGUAGCGGGCAGUGUGAGCAGCACUAUUAGGAUGUAUGUAACCAAUCACAGUCAUUAGGCUGAGAUGUCUUUAUCUUAGGGGCUUGCAUUAUUGGAGGCUCAAUAUUGCUGUAUUUAUGUAUAGAAUAUAAUAAAUGGAAGACCAUGUUUAAACAUUAGUCAAUUGCUGUGUUUUGAGUAUUAAUAAUAUUAUUUGUUGUUGAUGUUAUUGAUAGUCUUUUCUAUGUUGGUCAGUAGAGCAAGAUGGACACAUUUUUGAAUUGGUUGCUAUAGUAAAUGUUUUAGUUGACUGCAAUAAAAUAGAUUUUAAAACGUUUAAUAAGUUAAGUAUCAUGGUGUAAUAACUUGUAUUUAAUCUA